AUGCUAUGGUAUAUUUCUUCCAUCAGUAGCAUUCUUAUCAUCUCAAUCCAAGCACAUGCCAUCGCGGAUGCUGCACUAAAUGCGGCUUGUGAUCAAAACCCAUCGUUGCCACAAUGUCUGAGUAAAAAUAAGGCAAUGGGAGCGACAACCACCUCUCUAGAAGAAAAGACGGGAGACGAAAAAGAACGUUUUCGCCAAGCUGCUGCUGACCGGGCAGCCUGUAUUGAACUGAGGGAAGAAUACAUUAAAGUAUGUGCAAUUAGCAGCAGUCGUAAAGUCGAAAGUGAGUCAAAAGAAUUUUGUGAUGCUUAUGAAACCGUUUGCUUCGAAAUAUCGGAAGGGGAGCCUGACCAACCAACAAUCUCAACUCGACUUUGUGUACGCACAAAUUUACUUCGAACUCCGAGUAAUUUUAGUUAUACAGCAAUACCAACUUCAACACCAGUUCCAAGGCGAACAGCGAAAGACUACACAGAGCUAUGCCGUGAAUACAAGCAACGGUAUUUAUACGUCUGCCCCGACCCGUUCCGUUUCGGCCAAAAAGCAAUUAUAUUUUGCCCUCUGUACGCACAAAAAUGUCACGUUCCCCUACCCGACAAACCAGUUCUUCCAACCAGAGCUCCGCCGUAUGGUAUCUCCAGGUCAGUUUCAUCAACCGUAGAUCGUUUGUGCGCUCAAUACAGAACUUUUGCCGUAACAUACUGUAACGAACCGAGCAUCUUAGCUCAGCCUCGAUACAGGGAUGCUUGUGACAAGUAUAAUCGUUUUUGUAUACGAGGACGAUAA
Messenger RNA from Enterobius vermicularis (human pinworm), 786 nucleotides. NCBI's taxonomy places the organism in Eukaryota, Metazoa, Nematoda, Chromadorea, Rhabditida, Oxyuridae. The record is from the annotation of a GenBank genome assembly.